Phytophthora nicotianae INRA-310 is the source of this 1951-nucleotide messenger RNA. RefSeq lists its product as hypothetical. The transcript has 6 exons. The coding region runs from base 1 to 1707 and encodes 568 amino acids. Lineage: Eukaryota; Oomycota; Peronosporomycetes; Peronosporales; Peronosporaceae. The record is from RefSeq and is a predicted model, not a curated record.
AUGGGCACUUCAGCGUCCAAGGCGUCGCCUUUAGCGCCGGCAUUCGAGCGUCUGGCAACAUGGGACCUCAAGGCCUCUCGAGGGUUGUUGCAGACAUACAAGGACAAGGAUAUGGACUUCGGUUUGGACUCACAGGGGCUUGCCGGUUUGGUGGGGGGUGACAGGGAGUGGGCUGAACGCAUUAUUGAUGCCUUCCAAAGCCGCACCGGAAUUAUCAAUGCUCUAGCAUUUAUAUGCGGGGCGUGUCUUGUAAGCUCUGGACCUGCGCUAGAAAAGGCUGGAAUUAUCUUCGACGCAUUGGAUUUCGAUGGUACGGAGCAAAUAUCGAUGGAUGAAAUGACGAUUUCGUUAUUGUGCUGCGCGCGGGGAUUCUGCGUGAUGGCUGGUGUGGGUACUAUUCCCUCAGAUGAAGAACUGGAGACAGUCACGUUGCAAGCAUAUCGUGAGUUGAACAAGGGAUCUUCACAAAGUAUCACCAAGUCUGAGUUCACAAAAUGGAUAUUGGAAUUUGCGAGCGGAACAGAACCACCCAUAACGCAAGAGGUAACACUUCAGAAUGCACUCGAGCAAUUCCAAGUAAUUGGACCUAUCGAUAGAGCUGAUGAAAAGGAGGGCAACAAUAUCUCUUCUCCUCCACAAAAUGUUGAAGAAAUCCGGGACACUCAGCUCCAUGAUGAUACUACCCCGGCAGACAAGCUACCCACAGUUAAUACGCUUCAACGAGACGUGUCACCCAAAAGUGAUGUUAAUCUCGCUGACCAAGAUCAUGUGUUUAUCGAUGAAAAUGCAAGAAAUCAUAGACCAAUUGAGCUCGUCGCGACUGACGCAUACGAACAAGCACCAAACGAUACUGAAGUGCUUCUUGAUGGAAACAAACUCACUUUUGACGGAACUGAGUUGCAAAACACUACACAGAUCGACAAAAACGAUGGAGGUGAAGGUAAUCCCUUAGAGUUUCAAAGUGAUGAGCAUGUAGACCAAGUGGAUAAACCAAAUAUUGACAUGUCCCCCGAAGAUGUGUUAGAUCAGCAGAAUAAGAGCGAUCCGCUCGAUGCUGAAAUUGAGACUACAGGUUAUGCUAGCAUGACCCCAGACACCGAGUACGACUACCCUACAUUUGGUGCAGACGAUCAGGAACAGACAAGUGAGUUACCAGUAGAAACACCGCACGAGGCAGAAGCAACUGAUGUGGAGACCCGGGAACACAAUGACAAUGAAUACAUUCAUGUUGAGGCGCAAAAUUCUGAACCAGUUGCUGUGGCGAUGAAUGAAGCACCACCUGAGUCGACAGUAGCUAGUGAACCCGAAAACGACGAAUUUCUUUACGAGCAAGACGAGUUUGCACAGAGCACGGAGCGUAUGGAUACUGAGACUGAUGCUGUCGGUGUAAGUUCACUAAAUGAACAUGCUGAAAACCCCCUACCAACAGUGUACACAGAGCAAGCUACUGAUUCGGGAGGCGCAACCGAACGGCCUGAAGCAGUGACUUUCGAGAGUGAAUCUGGUGGGAUCGAUGCUCAAGGUGUUGUCGAUAAUGAUUCUCAAGGAGCUGACUAUCCAGGUCAAGUAGACUCUACCGAUCCAACUGAAGAAACAUCUCAUACAGACCUCACCGCAUUUGACACGUACGACGUCCAGGAUCCGAGAUUUGACGGAAGUAGCGGCCUUCCGCCUCCUGAAUCUCAUGAAUUGCUGGACGAUAGAUAGUGCUGCUCCAGCAGUCAAUGCUGCAUCAGAAGAAGACGAGUCUUUCGAAAUAGCUACUCACGCCUCUGCUGAGUAAACCAUUCGAGUAUCUCCAUCAGGAUCAGCAAAACAACGUGAAGCUAGCAACUAGACAUGCAUGUACGAUCUGCUGCUAGGCAGUCCUUUAGGUUGUUGCAAAACCAGAGGUAAUAAGGGUGAGAGAGGAUCGUUUUAGACUUAAUGAGAGCUGCUUUGCACUAUUCGG